Baudoinia panamericana UAMH 10762 is the source of this 2268-nucleotide messenger RNA. RefSeq lists its product as uncharacterized. Bases 1 to 2268 code for a protein of 755 amino acids. The transcript is spliced from 2 exons. Gene Ontology annotation, biological process: transmembrane transport. NCBI's taxonomy places the organism in Eukaryota, Fungi, Ascomycota, Dothideomycetes, Mycosphaerellales, Teratosphaeriaceae. The record is from RefSeq and is a predicted model, not a curated record. Gene Ontology annotation, molecular function: transmembrane transporter activity.
AUGGCAGCGCCUCCUCCGGCAGGCGCAGAUGGGACAGGGAGGAGAGGUACGGACUGGCGCGCCGUGUUCGGCAACAGAGGUGGCCGCACCACACAGCAGAGUAGUAGGACGUCAUUAUCCGGCGCCUCGCAAGAUGUACGCAAAGACAGGCCAACAUGGACAUUGGGCAUACUGAAUGACCCGGAGACCGACGAGGUGCCGGGAUCAAUUCUCUUGAUGUCAAAAGUAUCAGAAUACAACGAGCCCUUAGGUCUACGCAAUGCACCGGCACGCACCUCCGCAUCAUCCCUACCCUCGCCGUAUCCGCCAUCCAUCUCCAGCUCGAUACGGAGGCGGCGAGUCAUCGUACCGGAGAAGAAGCGCACGAAAGACGGCAAGAUCGUACUAGAACCACAGCCGGACGAUUCCGCCAACGAUCCGCUCAACUGGGGCGUGUGGAGGCGAGACCUUGCGCUCUUUUCUCUCGGCUUCUAUUGCAUGAUCGGAGGUGGCAUCACACCCAUAUUGGCCGCUGGUUUCAAAGAGGUUGCAGCCGACUAUGGCGUCUCCGUCCCUCGCGUCGCGCUUACGACAGGUCUGUACAUGAUGGGUCUCGGCAUCGGUUCGGUGCUACUUGCUCCGACCGCGAUCUUGUUCGGUAAGAGACCGGUCUAUCUCGUUGCAGCGAUUUGCUUCAUCUUGACCUCGAUCUGGUGCGCAUUGAGCCCAGACUUCCCGAGUCUGAUCGUAGCGCGUAUCUUCCAAGGCAUCGCCGUGAGCAGCGUCGAGUGUUUGCCCAGUGCCACAGUAGCCGAGAUCUACUUCUUGCACGAGAAGGCCUACCGGCUUGGCAUCUAUACGCUCCUCCUACUCGGUGGCAAGAAUCUUGUGCCGCUCGUCAGUGCAGCAGUAAUACAGAGUCUGGGCUGGCGCUGGGUGUUCUGGAUCGUGGCGAUCGUUGUAGGCUUCGGAUUGUGUUUGCUGUUCUUCUUCGUGCCUGAGACUUUCUGGGAUAGGACCCCAAGACCGAGUAAGCACUUAAAGCGGAAACACAGUGUGCCGAGUGGUCCGAACCUAUUAAGAGCGGCGUCGUGGACACUGAGUCCGGACGCGAGAAGAAAUGGUGCGCCAGUCGAGGCCGAGGAUGUUGUGGAUGGUGGCAUGCCAGCGGCCGAGAAACGACGUUUAGAGAGGCGUGCGCACUUCCAACCGGAAGACGGAUCGGAGGCGGAGAAGAGCAACGAGCUUCACGCUCACACAGAUGGCGCAGACGCAGAGCAGGACGAGAAAGAAGACUUCACCAAAGUGGACAGUCCCUCAGCACCACAGCAAACCUCUGCCAAGUCAGCAGACAAUACUACUGCCAGCCCAGAUCCCGUAGGCAGAGAUUACUUUAAUCUGCGCGAGGCCACGCCCUCAGCCCUUGAGGACGCACGAAGACCACCAGUCGUCUCUCCCAUCUCCCACCAGACGACUAACGACAGCAACGCCGCAAAGCCCACUAACCCAUACGUACAGCGCUAUGUCGCCUCGCCUCCCAAGACCUUCCUGCAACAGUUGAAACCCUACUCGGGCCGCUUAACCCACGCUUCAUGGCUUCGUGUCGCCGCCCGGCCCUUCUUACUUUACGCAUACCCCAGCAUCCUCUGGAGCACGCUUGUUUACUCACUCUCGAUCGGGUGGCUGAUCGUACUUUCCGAAUCCGUCGCCACCAUCUACGAGAACCGGGCGACGUACAACUUCACGCCACUGCAAACCGGUCUCGUCUACAUUAGCCCGUUUGUGGGCGGCGUACUCGGCACGGCCGUCGCUGGCAAAGUGUCGGAUAUCAUCGUGCGGGCUCUGUCGAGAAGAAACGGAGGCGUCUAUGAGCCUGAGUUUCGGCUUGUGAUGGGCAUUCCCAUUGCCAUCUUCACUACCAUCGGCUUGAUGGGCUAUGGAUGGAGCGCGCAGGAGAGGGAUGCUUGGAUUGUGCCCACGAUCUUCUUCGGCUUCAUCUCGUUUGGAUGUUCGUUGGGCAGUACGACGGCCAUCACGUUUGCCGUGGACAGCUAUCGCCAAUACGCGGGCGAAGCGUUGGUGACACUGAACUUCAGCAAGAAUGUGUUGCACGGGUUGGUGUUCAGUCUGUUCUUCAACAAAUGGCUCGAUGCAGAGGGUAGCAAGGAUGUCUUUGUAGCCAUCGGCGGGAUUCAAGUGGCCUGUCUGUUGACCACGAUACCGAUGUAUAUCUACGGCAAGAGGGCACGGAUGUGGACAGUAAGAAGGAACAUGAUGGAGAAGUUCUGA